Molecule: messenger RNA, 32366 nt
Organism: Apis florea (little honeybee)
Lineage: Eukaryota; Metazoa; Arthropoda; Insecta; Hymenoptera; Apidae
Biological process (GO): protein phosphorylation
Molecular function (GO): protein binding; ATP binding; protein kinase activity
Source: RefSeq, a predicted model, not a curated record
CUCUUUCUCUUUCUCUCUCUCUCUCCCCUUAUUUAUCUCUCUCUCUCUCUGUCUCUCUUUCUCUCUCCCUCUUUCUCUGUUUCGACUUCGGUUCAGCCAUCGUCGAAGACAGUUCGCCGUGGAUACACCUCGAGGCUUUCCUCCGAUCGAUCCAUAAGAUCCGGUGAUCGAUGAGGAUAUUUCGAAGCUCGAUGAUCGCGGAACGGUGGAAAAGGUGGCCAGCAACGGAGUGAUCGUCGAGCGAGGCUCGACGUGGAAGAGGAAGAGGAGGAACGAUCAUGGGCAACGCCACCACGAAGAGCCACUACUCGAAGAGCCAGCCUCUGACCGCCACCAGGAGGCCACGUUGGGAGGGAUCAGGACUUCCGGCGCCACCGGGGAAGCCAAUUUUGAUACCAGGCGCGGACGAGUCUCAGCCGGAUGUGGUUGCGAUUCGUUGGGAGAGGUCACCGAGUAACGGUGGCUCGGCGAUCGUCGGCUACCUGGUGGAGCACCGAAGACUGGGCUCGCAGCAUUGGGCGCGCAGCACGCCGGGUCUUUGCACCUUCCCGGAACUGACCUUGAGCGGCCUCGAGCCAGGAUGGCGCUACCAAUUCAGGGUCAGGGCCCAGAACGCGGUUGGCCUGUCCCGGCCCAGCGAGAUCUCCGAUCCUUUGACCGUCACCUUGCAGAGAUCCGUUGCGUCCGCGCCCCAGUUCGACCUUGAGAUCAAGGACACCACCGUGCUCGAAAACGAGCAGGCCGAAUUUGUGGUGCGAUUUACCGGAUCACCCCUGCCAAAAAUCGCAUGGUUCAAGGAUGGUUUCGAGAUCUUCAGCAGCAGGCGGACGAGGAUCAUCACCGAGAGUGGGAAGAGCGUUCUUCUCAUUCAUCAAACCGCGCUCAACGACGAGGGAGAAAUAAAAUGUACCGCCACGAACCGAGCUGGCCACGCCAGCACCAAAGCAAGAUUAAUUCUGGAAGCACCCCCAAAGAUACGACUUCCGCGUCAAUACGAGGACGGCCUUCUCUUCGAGCAAGACGAAACGAUUAGAUUGAAGGUGUCGUUGGCUGGAAGACCUCCACCCUCUGUGAUUUGGUACCACGAUGGCGAGGUGGUCUCAAGCGACGAAAGGCACGUCUUCGAGUCGAUGGACGGUGAAUCGAUCUUGAAGAUACCCGAUGCCAAACGAAUCGACAGAGGAGAAUACGUGGUCAAAGCGAUUAAUAAGCUUGGAGAGGACACGUCGUCCUUUCUGGUGACUGUGACAGAUCGGCCUGCUGCGCCUGGAAAAGCGAAAGUCACGAUGACGUUAGGAAGAUCGGUGUCAUUGACGUGGCAAGAGCCGGAAGACGACGGUGGUUGCAAGAUUGGCACAUACAUCGUCGAGUAUUAUAGAAUCGGUUGGGACGUGUGGUUGAAGGCAACCACGAGUAGGCAAACUAAAGCAACGUUGUCCGAGCUGAUCGAAGGAUCGGAGUAUAAAUUUCGAGUGAAAGCAGAGAAUCCGUAUGGAGUGAGCGAGCCGAGCGAGGAGAGCGAUGUAAUUUUCAUUCCAGAUUUGAAAAGAGGUAUUGUGGCGCCCUUGUUGAGCGGAAAAUCGCAGAGUCAAAGAGAAAUCAGAUCGCGAGAGAAACGAGAAGUGAGUUUCGCCGUUCCAACCCAGAGAACCAGAAGUUUGACGAGAGAGGAGGCCCGAGACGACGACGUUUUUGGGCCGGCUAGUCGAUCGAUAUCGGCUCAAAGACUAACAGGAAGGCCAUCCAGAGCUGACAGCAGGGUGACUUUUGCUUUGGAUACAAUGGAUAAGUCGAAGCCACCUGUUCCACCGGCCAGAUCGAAGGAUCAUUCCAGUUCAAGGCAGGAGAAUCAGGUUGGAAAUCACGUGGAUCGUUCGGCUGUUAACACGAAUCUAUCAAACACCGAGGUUUUAAUUCAAAAUAAAGAACCUCCAUCAAUACAAAUACCACUGGCAACCGUGACAGUGACUCCACCUACAAUGGAAGAAUCCAACAAGCGUUCAGCGUUCAGAGAAUCGCGUUCGCGAUCAGUUUCCAUGUCCAGGGAGCGCAGCAUGUCGCCAUUGUCGAUGCCCAAGAUUCAGGAACAGCACGAAGAAGAAACUUUCAACUAUUCGCGUCCAUCGAUAAGUUUAACUUUGAAGAAGCAGCAAGCCGUCGUCGACGAGGUUGAAACACCGCAAGUAACAAAAAGUGACACUUUGUACGACAAAUUAGGAUUGCCUAUCUCUCCUAGAGAGGAUGAUGUCACCGUUAUGCAUGGAAGUUCGGAAUUUAUGCUGGUUUUGUACCCGGAAGAUCAAGCGAAGAAAAUGGAUGACCCAACGCGAAAAGAUUUAGAGGCAAAACGGGGUGCAACGGAGGGAGCAGAGGACAUCGAGGACCUGAUACCACCGCCUAUGUCCCUCUCCCUUCCAGAACUGUUCAGCGCGGAGCACCAAGUGGUAGAAACCCUGAGAGAGGCUGUCAGCUCCACGGAGCUGCUCCACGAGCGUGCCAUGGAACGUUUCUAUCGUGCAGUGGCGGCCGAAGAGGCAUCGGAGCUGGCCAAAAGAAAAAGCCAACUCGAGAGAAAAACCGGGGAGCUGGCGACAACGACAGCGAACAAAACAGGGACCGAAGAUAUCACCUCUCUGGACAGUCAAAGAUCUUCGUUCAAACGGCGGCUGUCCAAUCCAAACGUUCCAUCCUCGAACCUGAUCACCUGGCAGUCGAAGAAGAAUCGCAGAAGACUGAGCGACAGCCAAACGGAAACCGUAAAAGCUCCUCAGAAACUGUUGGCCCCUACUACCUUCUUAUUGGACGUGGAGGCAAGAUCUGAUCCCAAUUUACCCAGCGAUUCAGAGUCACCUAUUGCGACCCAAUGGGGAUUGGAGAAUAAACCGUUGGAGGACACGCCAUUGCGCAGGUGGCACGACACCAACGUGUCAUUGGUCGAGGAGAAGCAGGAAGAAAAAUCGAUAGCCUGGCAGGCAGCAAGCAACGAGGCAGCGCGCAUCGAGGAACCGCCUCGAGACCAAAUUCCACCGACCUCUCAACCGGGAACGAAGCGAGAAGAAAAACAGGAGGAGGAGGAGGAAGAGGAAGAGGAGAGCGUGGAAUCGUCGGAGGAAUCCUCGGAGGAGGUCAGCAGCGCCGACAGCGAGGAUUUGAAGCUUCUAAAAGCCAGAAUCCUAGCCAGACAGGUACUCGACGAGGAGGAUACCUAUCAUCCGAGGGGGAAGCCGAUUCUUCACGUCGAAACCGAGCCGUCCUCGCAACCGGCCCGAUCGAUCGUCUCUCCCAGCACCGUAGUUCCAAAAUCAAUUCUGAAGAAGCCGAAAGAGGAGCCGAUUCCUGUGAACAGUUUCGGCAGACCUGUUCCACCCGAGAAACCUAUUAGAAGAUCCUUACCUCCCAAUGUUCAUCCGUUGAAUAAGAACGAGGAGGAGGAGGAAAAGAAGGAGGAGGGAGAGAACGAGGAGAGACAGGUCACACCCGAGCCUGCCAGGGUGCCUGUCAUGUCCGAGUCAGACACCGACAGCGUGUUAUCCGCGGGCGAAGCGGCGAAGAAUCGAAGAAUUCAGGCGAAGAUGAGAACAGCGACGCCGGAGGAGGAGGUGGACGAGGAGGACAUCGAGGCGAGGAUGGCGGUCGUCAAUCACUAUACCGAGAUAGUGAGGGAGCACUCCUCCCUCUCUCGUUAUCAGAAUUACCACAGAAGCUCAGAGGAGAGGAGACAGUUUGGGGAGAAUUCGACUGGUUCGAGGAGGUCCUCGAUCUCGGACGAUCAGGAGGCGAGCAAUCGAGGGAGGGAUCGUUUUGAGAGGCAGAACGUUGAGGUAGAAUUGUAGAGGCAACAGGAGGAGAGGCAACAAAUGAAAGGUUCUCGAGGGACGACUCCAGCGAGAGACACGAAGGAGAAACGACCGAGCAGGCCGUCUUCCAGGAACCAGUCCCCGGUCUCGAGGUCGAGGAACGUGUCCACCGAAAGAGGAGGAGUUUCUUCGAGGUCCUCGUCGAAGAGCAGAGCUCGUGCACCGUCCCAAGACAGAAGGCCACCCUCGAGGACCGGCUCGGAAGAGCAACGAUUCGUUCGAGAGUGGUCCGUGGAGGAAGGUGGUGGUCAUCGAUCGAGGAGAUCCUCCUCGAAGACGCCUUCAAGAUCUAGUUCCAGGGACAGGAACAGAGCGGGGACACCCGUCGAGUCGAAGAUGGAACGUCUGCAGAAAGCUUUGGAGAGCAAGAAGUAUCGAUCCCACUCUAGACGUGGAUCGAGCUCACGAGGGAGGGAGUAUUCUGAGAAAGCUUGGCGGGAGAGUCGAUUGAACGAGGAACAACUUGCUAUAGAGGCCAAACAUAACGUGAGAUCCAUGGUGGAGUAUAUAACUGAUCUAACUUUGUUGCUCGCGGCUGUCUACGUAUAUCUGUUCAAGAAGGAGACCCUUGCAAUACCCUUCAUAGCGCUCCUGUUCUAUAGAAGGAUCCAGCAUGAGAUCAAGGGAAGAACUUCGAGAUCUAAAGGACCGCCACGAUGGCUGGACCCGGACCAAGCACUUCCGGUUCAGGGACGCGUCGGUGAAGACAUCGUCAUCGAGCCGAGAUUACGAUGGUCCGAUGUUUUCGACGAGUUACGAUUUGAACUAAUACGCGGGGAUGUGCCGAUACCGUCCGACAGAUACCGGGUACAAAUGAGGGGGAACGUGGUCCAAUUGACCCUGAAGCAGUCUCAAAAGGACGACACUGGGCAUUACGCUCUUGUGGCAACGAGAGUUGGCCAAGGAUUCGAGAAAGGAUCCUCGAAGAAGAUUCAUCUGAGCGUCGACGAGGCCAUCUCGGAAGAGGGUGAUCCACCGAUCUUCCUUCGAAGAUUGACAGACCUUGCUGUUAAAGUUGGCACCAGGACCAGAUUCCUCGUGGAAAUUCGAAGUUCGACCACGCCGAAGAUCACUUGGCACAGAAAUGCCGAGCAGAUACACGCCGGUACGAGAUUCUCGUUCGUCCACGAGGGUAACUUCUACUGCGUGGACGUGGCGCCCGUCACGAUCGAGGACGAGGGGCACUGGACCUGCAUGGCGGAGAAUCGAGGGGGGCGAUCGUCCUGCACGUCUCGUCUCACCGUGAUCGUCCCAAAAGCUUACAAAAGACCAGAAUUCGUGGAGGAGCUACGAGCUCUUCUUACAGAGACUGGAACAGUGUCCUUGGAGUGCAAGGUGGUCGGUGUUCCCACCCCCGUGUUGAGAUGGUUCAAGGACAGCAAAGAAAUCAAGGCUGGCGAUGUGUUCGCUUUAACUGCCAACCUCGACGAUCCAACAUCCCUUGGAAUUUAUACUUGCGAGGCAGUGAAUUGUAUGGGAAUUGCUUACUCCUCUUCAAAAGUACACGUAGUCGGAAAAGGUAGCAGGGAGGGUUCUCUGAAACCAGCUGAUUCCUUGACACCGUCCGGACCUCUUCCUACCUUCACGAAGAUUCUGCAAGACGAGUGUUGCAGGAUUGGAGACACUCUCAGGCUUUCUUGUCACGUUCAAGUACCACCAUGGCCGAAAGCAAUUACGUGGUACAACAAGGAGGGGCGCAUCGAGGCCAGCGAAAAAUACCACGUGAUGGAAGAUGGCCUUGGUGGAUACUUCAUAGAGGUGAACCCUGUCGAAGCCAUGGACGAGGGCGAGUGGAAAUGCGUCGCCACGAGCGCUGAAGAUAUGAAACAGUUUACUACUUGUCACGUUGCAAUGUCCAUUCCAAAGAACUACAGGAAACCACGCUUCAUGGAAAGUUUGAAAGCUGUCCUAACAGAAGAAGGUCUCGUGUCGUUCGAGUGCAAGGUCGUAGGGUUCCCUACGCCAUUGCUCAGGUGGUUCAAAGACGGCCAGGAACUAAAACCAGGAGAUGUUUAUCAAUUGACCGGGACCAACUCCUUAGGUUCCUAUUGCUGCAUUGCAAGAAACUGUAUGGGAGAGGCAAGGAGUACAGCCGAAUUAACGAUCGAAGAUAUUCAAAAUCAAUUAAACGAAGAAGAACGCCUGCAACUGUUAAAUACGAAUCAACCGCCCAUUUUUAUCAAAGGUCUUAGAAGUUGCGAGGCGAGGAUCAACGAGGAUUUUCGAUUUACAGUACAAGUCAGUAUUUCCCCAGAGCCAAGCUUCUCUUGGUACAGAGACGAUACACCGGUGGAGGAGAACGAGAGAUAUCGAGUUGCCAAGGAGAAUCUUGGCAUCUGCCAUCUCGAUGUGCAAAAACUCGAAUUCGCCGAUCAAGCCGAGUGGAAGUGCGUUGCUUCCAACGAUCACGGUCAAAGCAUCACUUCCUGCUUUCUGAAACUAAUCAUUCCCAAGCACUACAAGAACGAAUUUCUUGAGAGUUUGCGCGCCAUAUUGUCAGACGAGGGCGCCGUCAACUUGGAGUGCAAAGUGAUCGGUGUUCCGCAACCGGUUCUCAAAUGGUACAAAGAUGGCGUCGAGUUGAAGCCGGGAGACAUUCACAGGAUCAUUUCCGGACAAGAUGGCACCUGUUGCCUUGGGACUUACACCUGCGAGGCGACCAAUUGCAUGGGAACUGUCAGCAGUUCUGCCUCUCUUCUUGGCUUCGAAGAUAAACUGCCCGUUCGAAAGGAAAUAAAGGAACCACAAUCUCCAAACGGCCACGAACUUGCCAGAAAUUUGUCGCUUUCGACCAUUCACGAAGAAAGAACGUCUCAAUUGUACGAUACGCCCCAAACCGACCAUUCCGUCACGUUAGACGAUCGAGGAGAAGUGUCAUUCAGCUUCGACGGCAAAGAAGUUUCCGUCAGCCUCUACGAAACCCCUGAUCUCACCGAGGAAGAAGCUCUUCAAAUCGUCGAGAUGUACGCUGAUCAAUUGUCUGAACAUGUUACAGAGCACAACGUGAUCGAACUUCCGCCAAUGCGAUUCGUAAAAGAGUCCUCUAACUCUGGCAACCUGUUGAUGGAAGCAGUGGUGAUCGACGUGUCUCCAGACUACUUCGUCAGCGCGGAAGACGGCGACGAUCUUCGUACCGAGGCCGAUUUCGAGGACGUCUCCAUAAUGGACGACGUGACUCGAGUGUUCUCAUCCCCGGAUCAAGACUCUCGCAGCUCCCUGAAGAGAUCUGCCAAGUACAGUUUGGACGAGGACGACAAACCGCCAAUUAGACCGCCCAGGAAAAAGUCGAGCUCCUCGUCGAAAAGCGAGAAAAGCGAGAAGAGUCAGAAGAUGGAAUCGGAAAGCUUCCACAGCGCCCAAAGGGACGAGCCAUUUUCACCAGUCUCACCGAUGUCUCCCGUAUCCUCGUUAAAGCAAGACGACAGCGACACCUUCGCCGAUGCUCUCUCCUCCGCAAGAUUAUCCAUCUCUGAGAAUCAAAUCCAGAAGGGGAGCGAAGACAUUCGUGAGAGGAAACGUAGUCUGAGCGGGGAGAAAACGGCCGGUUCCAGCGUAGAUGAUGGGAUAGGCGGCGACUCCUCCUUCGACUCUGUAACCGGCGCUGCUAAGAGGAAGAAGAAGCAUCGAAAGAAGAAGCACAGACGAGAGAAAGGUAGCUCAGAGGAAUCAUCGAUUGCCAGUGAGAUCGAUGGAAAACGUAGAGAAAGUGGGCCGGUAAAUGCCAACACCGAGACGUUUCAACGAAUAGAGUCUAUAAAGAGGAUCGAAGAACCGUACGUGGAAGAAGCGGCUGACAAAUCUGACGAAAAGAACGGAGCGUUGGUGAAUCUGAUAAAUCCUUGUCGAAGAGCAACAAGGAGAGAUUGUUGGACAAUCUUGGAGACCAAAUUAAACAGCGGCAGCGAGGAAGAGUGUAAAGCAAUCGUGAAAGAGAACGUGAUCAAACCGAUUCAAACGCUGUGCGAGGAAGUCUCGUCCAUAGAGUCUAAGGCAUUGAAGAGUGCAGGAGACAGAUCGUUGAAUCAGACGGUACGGAUCUCCCUUUUGGAAUCCAUUGGAGGCCCGACCGAGGAGCUUCUUCGCGGCAUGGAAUUGAUAGAACGCCAGGAGAACGUUAAGAACCGUAAGAUGGACUUGAUCGCGAUUUUGGAAAGCCUCACCGAUCCCAUCGACGAGAUUCUGAUGGGGAUCACCAAGAUCGAACACGAAUUGACCGGUCGUGCAAAAGGUGAGAAGCCUAUUGCUCUGAUCAGGAUGACAUCCGCGGUUUCUAAGCUAGACGAGAACGUGAGAGAGGUUUUGACCGUGGACAGAAGAGCUUCGCGAUUAGUGGCUAGAUUCGAUGAUAUUCUGAACACGUUGGAUUUCUUCUUGAACGACGUUUCCGUGGAUCCAACUAAGGGAACGAUAGAAACUGUAGAUACCGUUGUGGUUGAGUCUCUUUCGAAGUCUGUUGAGGACAUGGCUCGAGCCUUGGGUCGUUUUUCCGCGAUCGAAACAAAAAUUGUAGGAGCGUCUAAAGUCAUGGACGAAUUAAUACCUCCGACCCGUGAACUGAAGGCGAAAUUGGACACACUGAGAUCAGCUUUGGAGACUUACGAGACGAGAGGAAUUUUGUCGGAACAUCGAACGAAGCUGAUAGAAUCUUUGCAAGAUUCUGUCGGGCAGGCCAUCGAGGAGAUUAACAAGGUGAAAGACGAGAAGCCGAUCGAAGAUCGUAAAAUAACGAUAGAAGAAUCUAAGCAAGAUGUUCUGAAAGAGGUGAGGCUCACUCUUCAAGAAGCUUUGAGAUCGUACGAAAACGUGGCGGGUAAUCUCGAUCCUCGGCUGUCUUCGAUUUUCGAUCGAGUUGACGAGAUGUAUCGAAGACUGAAGACUCCUCAGAAACGAGAGAUAGGUGUAGAAUCGCUGGUAAGCCUGGAAGGUCUUCUCUAUUCCCUCCAAUGCGCUCUUACGUCGACAUCCAUGGCUGAGAACUGUGAAACAGUGUUCGAGCUGUUGGAACCUGCGAUCUCUCAAUUGAAAUCGACGAUAACGAAUCUGAACGAGAAAUCCUUGCAAUCUGUACUGGACAUGGUGAACAACCUCGAGAAAACUGUUCGUGGAACUGAGAACGAGUUGGAAGACACAGUAUCUUCGAAAUCGACGCAAGGAGAGCCACAAAAUUUGACGGAUAGAAUUUUAGAUUCACUGAUAGACGUUCAAUCGGCUUUAAGCUCUGCUUUGCAAAGCAUAGAAGAUGUGGAUUCGGUUACAAAUGGUGCGGCGAAUUCUCAAAAAUUGCUAGCUUCUUCGGAGAACUGUUGCCUUGUAGAGCUCAGACAAUACGUGUCUGAUGCAGCUCACAUAGCGAUGACACUUAAAGAAGAUCAAACGUUGAACAGUCUGUUGGAUGUGAAGGAACCGUUGAUAGAUCUUCGGGAAGCUCUUGCUUCGAAAGAAAGAACGUUCCAGGAACUUGAAAUGAUACGUAAAAUAACGAUUCCUAUAGAGAAAUUAAAGGUAACGGUAUCGAAAGUGUUGUUCCAUUGUCAAUCACAAGAAGCUAUUAACUCGAUAAAAGAUCUGUCGACGACAUUGGAAGAAAUCGAGACUCAAUUGCCGAAGACUGUGGCCCGAUUGAUAGAGGCUGAAGAAGCGACCAAGCAUUAUUUGGAAAGUUUAAACACGGAUCAGAAUCUUAGCAACGUUCAUUUCGCUCUUUCGUCAGCUUUAGAAAGACACGAGAGAAGUUUUCCUGCUCACACUUCGAGUCUGACCAUUUGUGUCGAAGAUCUUCGACAGAAUAUUGGUUCGACAGCAGUAGCAAUCGCCAACUUGAAGAAUCCAAUAGACGAACAAAUCGUGGGCCAAAUAUAUUUGCUAAAGGAUAGUCUGUUGAGCCUUCAGAGAUCUCUGUUGACCCAGGAACACGAGCCUGAGGAGGAACAGAUCUUGAAGGAUCUGUUAAAUCCAAUUGAGAAAUUAAGUUUGAUUCAAAGAAUGAUAGACAGCAAGGCAAAAACAGAUUUAAUUCUUCCCGUUUUGGAACUUUUGGAAGAGAUAGAAAAGGACACUCCGUUGAUCGCUAAAGAAGCAGCGAAGAAGAAAGCUCGAAGAGAGGCAGAGAAAUUAAUUCCUAAAAAGGAAGAACCGAAGGAAGAAAAGGUUAAAUCAUUUGCUCUGGCUAAUAGAAUUAAUAAAUCAUUGGAUCCCAUGAAACACUGGUUGUCCACUAUAUCGGAUGACAGUGCGAAAGAUGAAGAAGAAUCUGUUCUGAGCUCCACUGUGGAGGAUUUGAAACGAGACGUGAACAAAAUUGCUAUCGAGACCUCGUACUCGGAGCCUCCUAGUGAUGAAAAUUUGAUAGAGGCAUUGACUGGACUCCGUGAACCUUUGACAAGAUUACGAAACGCCAUAUCGAUGUAUCACGAACCAGCAGACUUAUCUACUUUGGAAGGAUUGAGCAGACCCAUGAAAUAUCUUCUGCAAACUGUCAUGGACGUUCUUGGAGACCAUGCUGAAGAAGAAUCGCUAAGGCCUAUAAUUGAUAUCGUGGAAGAGAUCGAGAAUCAAAUACCUAUUUCCAUCAAGGAAGUGCUUUACAAAAAGGAAUUGAAGGAGAUGGUAAAAUCGAUGACACGAGAAGAAAAAGAAGUAAUUGGAACAAUAACUUCUCAAGACAUCACUAUUCAGGAAGAAUCUAUUCCCUUGGAAACCAUUGUCAGAGAGAAGGAAGAAAUUACAUCGAAUAUUUCUCAAGAAACUAUUCCUGAAGGAACUCUGAUGGAAAGUACUACAAUAUUACCUGAAACGCAAUUCACUGAAUCGAUAAUGGAACAGACUACAGGUGAAGAGAUCAGCUCUCAAAGAACGGAACAGUUGCUUACGACGAUAGAAGAAUUGCCAAAAGGAAAAGAAGAUACGAAGAAAACAAAAAAGGAAGAAGAAAUGAAGAAUUUGAUUUUCUCAUUGUCGAAGACGUUAGAUACGAUUCAGAUGGAUGUGACGAAUAUUUUAGAAGAUUUCGAAGAGCCUACGACUGGAGCCAUCACUGUUCCAGUCUCUCUGUUGGCCAAUUCUUUGGAAGAACUCAGGAAAACAAUCUCUUCGAUGCAAGUAACGAUUGAAACUCGUGGAAAAUCCGUAGAAUCUCGCGAAGAGAUCGUCAAUGAAACCAUUUCCUUAAUACAAAAUCUCGUGCAGCCACUGAACGAUCUGCAGAAGGUUCUCCAACAGUCUCAUCAACAUGGCGCUCGAGAAUUGGUAAUUUUAAAUCAUUUAAUCUUACCUUUGAAUGUAAUCGAGACAGAAGUGAUCAAUUACGCAAUUCAGAAGCUCGAUCGAGACUCUGAAUUGAAAAAGAAUUGCGAACCAAUUCUGAAUCUUCUCAGAGAUAUCAAAGACACGAUACCAAUCGUUGUAAAAGACAUACAUUCUAGACAAGAGCUUCUUGGAUUUCUUCGUGAGAUUUCAAAACCCUUGAAGAAUAUCGAGGAACGAAUGAAGAUUCUCGAGAAUCAAGCUGAGGACACAUUGGAGACAGACGUGGCAAGAAUUUUGGUGGAACCUUUAGAUCAUUUAAUAAACACCAUUAAUAUCACAUCUCAGGAACUCGAGCUAUUGGAUCAACGAAGAGCUAUCAUCGUAGAGUUUCGAAGCCUCGUUGGACCUUUGGUGGAAUUUUUGAGUAGUCUUUCGAUGGUUCAAAGCAGUCGAAAAAGCUUAGUUCCAGAGGGGGCAUUGUUAGACGAAAGAAGAAGCGUCAUUUCAAAGGCUGUGGAAGGUCUUCAAAGGCAAGCUUCGGCCAUCUUGGAUAGAGUCUCCAAUCUAGAAGGCGCCUCGAUGUUCGAAGGUGCAUUGAACUCCUUGAAAAAUGCUUCCAUCUCUGUUCUGAAGCAAAUUGGCAAGACUGAUUAUUCACGAAGAUCUAGCACCGCCGAGUUCACUCUUCAGUACAAUCUUUCGACCUCGUUCAAUCACUUGAGAAACACGAUUGCAACUUUGAAAGAGAGUGUAGAUAAACCAAUCCACGAAAUAAUCGCCAAAUCUUUGGAAGGUUUGCAGAAACAAAUUACAUUAUCGCAGACACAUUUUAUGCAAACGUACAACGAGCAACGAGUUGACGAAGAAGCCAUCGUCGAAGGAUUUCUUUAUCCGACUAAUCAACUUCGAUCAGCUCUGAGUACUUUAAAAGAGAAAAUUGAAAAGAAAGAAAUAUCGAUGGUUUCGAGUCAGUCUGUGACACUUUUUCAAGCUUUGGCUAAUUCUACAACUGAAUUGGCUUCUUCUUUGUCGCUUCAUCGAGCCCAAUUGAUUCGAGAAGGGGAAUCUGAAGGAUCUUCUCUUGUGGAAACGUUGUCUGCCAUGGUGGAUGUUUUGGAGAGUGUAAAAGAUUCUAUAAUAGAGAUCGAUAAAAUGAUAAACGUGAAGAAAACAACGAUAGAAAAGAAAGUAGAAAAAGAAGAAGGUCAAAAAAUCGAAGAACAAAAUAUUUUACCGAUUACUAUUACGCAAAUUGAGACAAUUAUUGAUGAAAUUAUCGAAGUUUCGAAGGAGGAAGUAGAAAGUGUGUUGACUAUCAAAAAAUUAUCACCAGAGAAAGAAACGGUGACGAUAGAAGAAAUAAAGUCUGAAUCUGAAAAAGAAAUAAAAAGUGUUUCAAAAGUUGGUGAAGAUAAUGAAAAAUCUUUAGUAAAAGAAACUGAAUUAAAAGCAACUGACAAAAUUGAGAUUCUUGAAGGAAUGAAAGAAGAAAAAACAGAUGAUCUUCAGAAAGAUGUAAAAACAGAAAGGAUUGAUACUCUUGAGAUAGUGAAAGAAGAAAAAGCUGAGACAAUUGAAGAAAUAAAAGAAGAGAAAGUGGAGAUUUUAAAAGAAAUGAAAGAAGAAAAAAUUAUUGCUCCUGAAGUAACGAAAGAAAUACAACUUGAAUCGCUCGAAAAAAUAACAGAACAAAAGAUUGAAAUGCACGAAGCAAUUCAAAAAAAAGAAAAGAUUAAAACUACUGAAGAAAAAGUUGAAGAAAUUGAAAUGAAGAGAGAAGAAAAAGUCGAAACUUUUGAAGGAAUGACAGAAGAAAAAAUUGAAGUUCUCGAAGAAAAAGCUAAGACUCUUGAAAUAACAACAGAAGAGAAACUUGAAACUGAAGGAGAAAAAUUUGAUAUUUAUGAAAUCAAAGAAAAAAUAAAAAUUCCUGAAGAAGUAAUAAAAGAGCAAAUUGAAAUUUCUGAAGUAAAUAAAGAAGGAAAAGUUGAAAUUCUCGAAGAAAUGAAAAACGAAAAAGUUAAAUCUCUUGAUGAGAUCAAACAAGAACAAAAAAUUGAAAGUGUUGAAAUAAUGAAAGAAAGUAAAAUAGAAUCUUUUGAAGAAAUAAAAGAAAAGAAAAUUGAAGAUCUUGAGAUAAUGAAAGAAAAAAAAGCAGAAGCAAUGCCUAAAAUAGAAGAAUCGUUACAAACUGAAAAAAUGCCAGAAAUAUUAUCCGAAAAGACAGAUGAAAUAAUCAAGAAAGAAGAAGAAAUUGAAGCAUUGAUUGAAACAAAAGAAAAAGUGAUAGAAAAAAAAGAAAUCGUUGAAAGAAAGAUAAAAGAAACAGAGAUAACAAAAGCAGAGAAAAUAAAAGUAUUUGAAAAUGUAGAAGAGAAUGAAGAAAAUACUGAAAAGAAAAAAGUAAUAGAGAUAAAAGAACAUAGUGAAAAGAUUAUACCUCCAAAAGAAGAAAUUAUUGAAUCAUUGAUAGAAAAAAUUGAAGAGCAGAAAAAAAUAGAAGAAUCACAUGAAAAAAUAAAAGGAACUACACAAAAAGAACAAAAAAUAAUCGCGGUAUCAGAAAAAACAAAAGAAGGAAAUUUGGAAACUUUACCUCAGAAAGUUGAGGAACUUACUCAAGAAGAAAAAAAAUUUGAGAAAACAGAAGCAAUAAUAAGAAAAGAAGAACCUGUAGAAAUAUUAGCUGAAAAAAUUGAAGAACUAGCAAUAAAAGAAGAAAAAGUAGACAUUUUAUCUGAAAUGCCACAGGAAUUGGUUAAGAUCGUGGAAAAAGUAGAAGCUUCCUCUGAAGAUAAUCAAAUAUCAAUAAUAAAAGAAGAAAAACCGGAAAUUCUAAUAGCAAAGACGGAAGAAAUAAUUAAAAUUUCGGAUAGCCAAACGACAUUAUCUGAAGAGACGAAACAAUUGGUAAGCAAAGAAGAAAAAUCUGAAAUAUUAGAAAAAUCGCAAGAAAUAUCUACUCUUGAAAAAAAUGUAGAAGAAGUAAGCAGACAAAAGAUAGAAUUAAAAAAAGAACAAGAAAAAAUUUCUAAACCAGCAAUUAAAGAAACAGAAGAACAAACGAGUAAUGAUAUAGAAAUAGAAAAAUCUAAAAAAAUAGAAGAAAUACUAAAUCAAGAAACAAAAAUAAAAGAAUUCAAAAAAUCAGAAUUAUUAACAGAAGGACAAGAUAUAGAAAAAAUACAAAUAGAAGAAAAGAUUGAAGAACUUUCUGACAAAAUAAAGAACGAGAUACAAAAAGAUGAAAGUACAGAAUUAACGAUCAAAAGAGAUAAAGAAACGGUAAAACAAGAAGAGAUGAUAGAAACUUUGAGCGAAAAAAUGGAAGAGUUGACAAAAGUUGAAGAAAAAGCAGAAGAAGAAAGGAAAGAAGCAAAAAUAAAUUUCAUACAAAAAACAGCAUCGUCAAUCAAUAUUAUGCAACAACCUUUCAAAGAAUUAGCUAAUCUCGUAUCUGUAGCUUUAGAAGAACCACUUUCCUCGAGAUCUGAAGAAGAAAAACGAAGAAUACGAGAAUUAACUGCCUUAAUACAAAUUCUUUACGAUUUAAAAGCAACGAGUACAUCGACUCGAACUACAUUAUCUUCUUCUUCGAUCCCAGAAUUAGAAGUGCAAUUCAUUCGUCUGUUAGAUACUUUAAUAAAUGUGGAACAAGCCACAGAAAAAAUUCUUUAUUUAACUCAAAAAGAUCUAGCUCCAGCAUUGAAGGAAAAUGUGAUGGUGUCGCUGCAAGUACUUUUAGAACCACUGAAAUCUUUUCAACAUGAACUUUCUUCACUUCAACAAAUAACUGGGCAGUUUCCUAUGGAAUAUUUCUUCUUGUCUACAAAUGCACAAAACGUGAAUGAAAUAAUUUCUGAACUUAUAAAAGUGAUACGAAAGACAACUGAAAUGAAGAGUAUGAAGGUGGUCGAAGAAAUCAAAGUAAUGAAAUCGAAAGAAGAAAAUCUAGAUAUCGAAGAAACCACAGCGAAGCCUCUGGAAGAGCUUAUAGAAGUCCUCAUGGUCUCUCAGGAACAAGUAAAACCUGUCUCUCUAAUUGGUUCUGUUUCACCUUCAAUAGAAUCAGUCGAAUUAAUAGAACAACAAGCAUUAAUCAGUGAAGAAGAAACGAAAUUAGACAUGUAUCUCGUGGAACAAAUAGUAAGUCCAGUACAAAAUUUGCGCGAAAUAAUUGCGAAGAUAGAGGAGCAAACAUUAGAAGAGACUGAAACAUUAGAUUUGCCUAAGCAGAAGAAGACAGCUGCUGUUAUCUUGAAUACUAUUAUCCAUCCUCUGGAAGAUUUGGAGCAAUCUUUGAACGUCUCUGCUCAGCAACAAACAUUAGCAACUGAAGAAAUCACCGAGGAAAUGAGACAACCUAUUCAAUCGUUACAAUUAAUUCCAGUAGCCAAUGUUCUAGAAGAAUUGAAGAGAUCCAUCAUUACAAUUCAAGAAGAAAUGAUCCUAGAGACGAGUGAAGAAAUGAAGAAUUCUGAAGGCAAAGUACAAAUUACAAAUGAGGUACAGCGAUCAUUGGAAAAUUUCAAAUUCUCUGUUGGUGCAGUACAAAAAGUCAUAACCACGGAAGCUGAAAGUGUAAAUACAGUAUCCAAUAUAGAGAAGACAUUGGCUAUUCAAUCCUUCGUCGAAUCAAUAAAAGAAUUGGGAGACAGAUGUAUGGCAAUUGUCAGUCAAUCUAUAGUAAAAGUAAAAGCUUCUGAAAAGAUCCAAAAAGAAGAAUUAGAGCAAGUUUUGGAAGUGAUGGUUCAACCUAUUCAACUAUUACGUGAAACAGCUAUCGAGAUUGAAGAACAGAAGGUCGAAGAAAUUCGAAGUCUAGACGAAACGAAUAAGGAUAUAAUCGAGGUUCUGAAACCUCUGAUCCAUCCUCUGGAAGAGCUGGAAGAAUUAUUGUGCACUGCUGUUCGUGAAGUGAGCGUAUCAGAAAUAAAAACGGCUGAAGAAGUGAAGAAAACUGCGGAAGAAUUGAAACUAAGUCCUGUGUUGGAAAAACUACAAAAGUCUAUUGCCGUGAUAGAGGAACAAACAACACUGCAACCGAAAAAACUCGAUGUAUCUGUCACAAAAAUGGAAGCAUCCGUUGCUGAAUUAAUAGAAAGCCCAUUAGAAAAUCUGAAGUCGGCUGUAACAGCCAUACAAACUCUCGAAACGGAAGAGGCUAAAGAAUUGUCGAGUGAAGAGAAAACAACGGCUCUGAAAUUAUUUGCCAAAUGCAUGGAAGAAAUAGCAAAAGUAUGUUCAGUUGUCUCUAGUGAACAGAAGAUUCAAGUAAGCUUGAUAGAGCAGCCACAAGUGGCUAAACUCGAAUUUGGUCAACAAACUUUGGAGACUAUAGCAAGUCCAAUUCAAAUUUUGCGCGAAACUGUAUCGAAACUUGACGAACAGCAAACACAAGAGGUUGAAACUCUAGUUUUGGCUGAAACAAAGGAGGCAGCAACUGUUUUGCACAGUUUGAUCGAACCAUUAGAACAAUUGGAAAAAUCGUUAUCCGUAGCUGUUGAACAGAUGAGUACGAUUAAGGAAGAAUCUACUUCAAGUUUGAAAGACAUUCAAUCUUUGGUGAAAUUGAAUGUGGAACCUGUUCUGAACCAAUUGGAAAAAUCGAUUGCAGUAAUUCAAGAACAAGUACCUUUGGAACCAUCCAAAGAAGAAACAAGCGAUAAAUUGGAGAUGUCACUCGUGGAAGCUAUAGAAGAACCAUUGGAGCAUUUAAAAUCUUCAGUAGCGGCUGUUCGAGAGAUAAUGUGCUUUGAAACAGAACGAGUCAGUGAUCUAAUUGAUAAAACAUCGAUCUUGGAAUCAUUUGCGAAAUCCAUGGAAGAAAUCGGCCAAAAAUGUCUGGCAGUGGUGUCUCAGCAGCAAAUAAGAAUGCAACUGGUUCCUAAACAAUUGGAAAAAUCACAAAUAGCAAUACUGGAAAUGGCGAUUAAUCCCCUUCAAGUUUUAAAAGAAACAAUUAAUAAAAUCGAGGAAGAAAAGAUGCAACGAGUCGAAGCUCUCGAUUCUUCCAAAAUGAUUGAAAAAGAAAGAACAGAUAUAUUAAAUGUCUUAAUAGAACCGUUACAGAAAUUAGAAACUUGUUUAUCCUCCACUGUUCAACAGGCUGUCUCGAUAAAAACCGAAAAGGCGGAAGAGAUGUCACAAAAAACACUUUCCACGGAAAAAUUGAACGUGUCAUCUGUCGUUGAAGAACUUCAAAAAUGUAUAGCAAUGGUGCAAGAGCAAAUGAAACUGCACGCAACGACAACACAAUUCAUCGAGCCAGCUUCUCUCGUGCAAACAGCUGAAAAGUCAUUGGAAGAACUGAAUUCUUCUCUUAAUAUCAUUCGAAGCGUGAUUACCGUUGAAUCGAAUGAAGAAGAAAAAUUAUCAGAUACAGAGAAGGUAGCUGUCUUGGAACACUUUGCCAAAUCGGUGCAAGAAUUCGAAGAAUGCUUAGCUGUGGUCAGUCAGCAGCAAGUGGAGGUGAAGGAAACGGUAGUUGAGCUGAAGGAAAUUGAAAAACUGGAUGCACGAGUUCUCGAGACAAUUAUUGCACCGGUUCUUGCAUUGCGCGAGACUAUUAUGAAGAUACAGGAAGAAAGCUUGGAAGAAACAGAAACAUUGGAUACGGAAAAGAUAUAUGUACAGACGUUGACUCCAUUGGUGCAUCCUCUCGAAAAAUUAGAGAGAUCUCUGGUGCAUGCUGUUCAACAAGCGAGUGGGCAGAAGUUCGAAGCUGUGGAAGAAAUAAAAGAGGAAACUCCUCGAACGAUGGCUCUUCAACCAAUUUUAGAAGAAUUGAAAGAGAGCAUGGUUAAUGUUCAAGAACAAUUAACUGCGAGUUCAGAAACGUCGGAAACUGUUAAAAAUAUCGUUGUAGCAAUUGAGGAAUUGAAAAUGUCUAUUAGUGCGGUUCAGCAAAUAGUCAUAGAACAAACCGAAGAAAUGAAGAUUGAGAAAACAUCUGUAUUAGAGACUUUUGCUAAAUCGAUAGAACAAUUGGAAGAACGAUGCUCGACAGUGGUUAAUCAACAAAAAAUUGAAAUGAAGUUGAAGGAAGGUGAGAAACAAAGGCAAGCAAAGGUGGAUGUUGAAAUUCUUCAGAAGAUUAGCAGCACGGUUAAUAUUUUACGCGAAUCACUUUUGCGAAUAGAACAAGAAAAGGAAGUCGAAGAAUUAAAAAUACCAAAAGAACAAGAAAUGAAAUUGAAUGUUCUUAUAGAGCCAUUGUAUAUCUUAGAACAAGCCUUGUUGACUGCGGUGGAGGAAGGAAAAAUCGUAGAAGAAGAAACUGCGGAAAAAUUGAAGAAAAAUGAAGUGGCUGUUGAAAAAUUGAAUUUACAACCUGUUCUGGAAGAAUUACAGAAAUCUAUAACCAUCAUUCAACAUCAAACGAGUGAAUCAGCUUCAACUUCAGAGAUUACUAGUGAAAUUGGUUUGACGAAGAGGUUAGUUGAAAAAACGUUGGAAGAAAUGAAGUUAUCCGUAGCAGCUGUUCAAGAGAUCACGAUUGCCAAGCAAGAUGAAACGAAAGAAUUGAAAACAGGAGAAGAAAAUUCCCGUUUGGAGGCUUUUGGACGAUCAGUGGAAGAAGCUAGUGAAAAAUUGUUGAGUCCAAUGAAGCAACAGGAAGUGAAGAAACUCGUGAAAGAAGCCUCGAUAAAGAAGAAAGUAAGCGAGGAUUUUGUGAAAACUGUAAUAGAACCGAUCAAUGCGUUGCAAAAUACGAUUAUGAAUAUAGACAAGGAAAGUGAAUUAUUAGGGAAGAAGAAAGAACAGGAAGCUGUGAUUUUCUUAAAUAUGGUGCAGCCGCUUCGCAAGCUUGAGGAAUCGUUUUUAUCAGCUAUGAAGAAAGAGACAAUAACCAAAUAUGAGACUGUCGAAGAGAUUUCUCAGGCAAUUCCAGCAUUACAAGAAUUACCAGUCAAAUCUACGUUGGAAGAAUUGAACGAGCAGGUUGCAGAAAUACAGAAACGGUUAGUUUUUGCCAAAGAAACCAUAAGUUUGACAGGCGAUACCGAAGACUUCGCCGCGAUAAAAAAUUUGGAAAGAUCGUUAAGCGAUCUAAGAACGUCUGUAGCUAUUGUUCAGCAAUUGACAACGAUAGAGAAACCUGGCCAACAAAUUCUAGACGUCGAAAAUGCGUCCGCGUUGCAGGCAUUUGGAAAAUCCGUGGAAGAAUUCAAGAAACAAUGCACAGCCAUUGUUUCGAGACCAAGAGUGAUUGCCACAAUUUUAGAAGAGAUAGAAUCACAACAAGCAAUUAAGCUCGAAACUCAAAUCCCGCGCAUUCUUGUUCCUGCUAAAUUGUUGCAAGAAUCCAUUUCGACGAUAGAAGAGAUCAAACUCCAAGAGGUGGAAGCAUUGGAAACAUCGGAAACGAAGAAAUCUGUCACGAUACUGAGCGAGCUUAUACCGCCAUUGCAACGAUUGGAGCAAUCUUUCAUCGCUGCCAUUCAAGGAGAACACGUGAUGGAGCAAACAAUGGAGGAAAUCAUGGAGACUGAUCGAGUGUCGUUCGAGAAGAUGAUACUGAAACCAUUACUGGAAGAAUUUCAAAAAUCAAUCGCAACGAUCCAAGAGCACAUGAUGAUCGAGGAAGGUGUGCAGAGUUUGUCAGAGAUAGAAAAUGCUUCUCAGUUGAAGACGAUGGCGCAAACGUUGAUAGAUUUGAAGACCUCGGUGGCCGCCAUUCAGCAGGUCACUGAAUCCAUUCCGGAAAUCGCUAGUGAAUUAUCCAAAGCUGAGAGUGUGUUCGAGACGUUUGCCAAGUCUCUUCACGAUCUGGCAGAACGCAUGGCGACUGUAGAUCAUCAGCAGAUGAUCGUUGAACCGAUAGCAGACACCAUAUCCGAGGACGUGUCGUCCUUGAAAACUUGGGCGGAUGUUGUUGAAGAACUGAACAUUCAGGUGACAGAACCUAUGAUAGUGGAUCAAGGUACGGUAGAAUCACCCUCUGAAAUGGCUCUGUCAAUUUCUGAGGAGGAGACGCAGGCAUUGAAAGGCUUGGCCAAACCUCUGAGCGAAUAGGAAUGUUUGGCGAUAGUUGUCGAAGAACGGAAAUCGAUGGACGCGAACGAGAUGACAUUUGCAUUGUCGGAAAAGGAGGAUCUAUCUCUGCUAAAGACUAUGGCGCAACCAUUGUUGGAACUGAAAAAUGCAGCAGCGUCCGUUAUCCUUGAGCAAACCACUAUCGAGUCUGCUAAAGAGAAAUCGUUUGAUAAUGAAGAGAGGAUGGACACUACUCUGAAUCCGUUGAUCGAGCCUCUAGAAGAACUUUGCAAUUCGAUCGCGUUGAUCGAGGAUCAUAUGCUGAUUGAAUCCGCAAUAGAUCGACCUGUUGAUGAAGUAUCCUUGCUGACUGCUUUGGCUGAGCCUUUAAUGACACUUCACAGAAGUAUCUCAAUACUUGAAGAAAGAGUAAUGUCGCCUGAUGUAGAGCCAAUUCCAGAGGAAUCGACUAAUUGGAUUACCGAAUGUUUGGCGGUUCCAUUGCAAGAGAUAGAGAGAUCUAUAGCUGAGAUUCGAGAAUGCGUUGUGAUAGAACCAGAGCCUGGAAUUGCUGAAGAGUUCUCAAGGAUCGAUACACCAGAUUGGACAAUGGUUGAGAAAUUAGUGCAACCAGUGGAAGUUAUAAAAUCAACGAUCAUUGAAAUGGAGAAAAAUAUUGCUGGAAAUAAAGAGAUGGAAAAAGAAAUUGAAUAUGAGACAGUUAAAAUACUGGUGCAACCUCUGAAUGACGUGUACGAAAGCUUCAUGGUGUUGAAAAACAAAACUGAUAUGAGUGUAGAAGAAGAAGAAGCUAGUAUCGAUGCUAUCGUAGAUUCUUUGUCAAAUUUAGAAAAGAGUAUAUCAUUGAUUGAGGAACAAUUUUCUGAGAAGAAACAGACCUCAAGUAUAGAUGAAACUAUAAUUGGAAUACUGGCUGAACCUCUAAUGCAAUUGAAGGAAAAGAUUAUGACAGUGGAAGAAUCGUCAACUGCAUAUCUUGAAAAUUUGGAGAAACCUUUGAAAAAUUUGCAAGCUGCUUUGGAAAUUGUUUCGACUGUUCAAAUUAAGAAUGUAGAAAGAAAAAGAAAAGAAACUACUGUCUCGAUGGAAGAAGUGAUGAGAAUAUCGACAAAAUUGAUGAAUUCUAUUAAAGAGAUGAACAACUCUAUCGAAUCGAUUGAUAAUAAGAUAGAAAGUUACAAAGGUUUAUUGGGUAUAGAAAUUCAAAUCGAGAAUGAAGCUUUGAAGGCAUUGAUUAAGCCUCUUGAACAAUUGAAACAGGGAAUUCAAAAUGUAUUGGAAAGAUCUGAAAUUGAAGAAACUUCGAUAGAUUCUUUAAAGAAACUUCGAAGGGCAAUUGAUAUUAUUCGUCAACAAUCUGCUGAUAAACCAAUGGUUGAACCAUCACAUUCUGAAAUAGCAGAUAUCUUCGGAAUGUUGAGAAUAUUGACGAUAAGCUUAAAUGAGUUGGAAAUGUCUAGUGAGAAGGUUGAAAAAUUUUGGAAAGAUAAUUUAAGUGGAGAAGGUCUUGUGGAACUGGAGACACCUAUUUCAAAUUUAAUGAGAGAUAUAAAUCUGCUUCGUGAUAGAAUAUUAAAUAUGGAAAUAGUGUGGGAAAAAGAUGAAGAGAAAAAAAAAGAUAAGAAGAAAAAGAAAGAAAAAAUUAAAGAAAAAAUGAAAAUAGAUAAAGAAGAGGAAGAACGUGAACAGGAAGAAACUAAAAAACAAAAGCAAGAGGAAGAGGAAAAAAAGAAAAAAGAAGCUGAGAAACUGAAGCAAGAGGAAGAAGAAUAUAGAAAGAUCGAAGAAGCUGAGAAAUUAAAACAGGAGGAAGAGAAACGUAAAAAAGAAGAAGAACAACAAAAGUUUAAACAGGAAAAAGAACAUAAGAAGAAAGAGGAAACUGAAAAAUUAAAACAAGAAGAGGAACGUAAACAGAAAGAAAAAGAAGAAAAACGUAAGGAAAAAACGGAAGCUGAAAAACUAAAACAGGAAGAAGAGCAUAAGAAAAAAGAGGAAGCUGAAAAACUAAAACAAGAAGAAGAGCGUAAGAAAAAAGAGGAAAAAUCUGAAAAACUGAAACAAGAAGAAGAGCAAGAACAAAAGAAAAAAGAAGAAGCUGAGAAAUUAAAACAAAAAGAAGAACUUAAAACAAAGGAAACUAAAAAGUUGGAGCAAGAAAAGAAAUCUAAAAAGAAAGAAGAUACUGCACGUAAAAAGAAAAAAGAAGCAGAGAAAUUGAAACAAGAAGAAGAGGAACUUAAAAAAGAGGAGAUUGAAAAAUUGAAACAAGAAGAGGAGCGUAAGCAAAAGGAGGAGAUAGAGAAGCAGGAAGAAGAACGUAAAAAGGAAGAAGAAAAAGCACAGAAAUUAAAACAAGAAAAAGAACGUCAAGAAAAAGAGAAGGCUGAAAAAGCGAAACAAGAAGAAAUUCGUAAAAAGAAGGAAGAAGAAAUUGAAAAAGCAAAAGAAUUUGAAUCAGAAGCUUUGAAACAACAGGAAAAAUUACGAAAAAAGAAAGAGGAAAGAAAAUUACAACAAGAGGAAGAUGAACGCAAGGAACGAGAAGACGCUGAAAAACGUAAAAAGGAGCAAGAACAAAGGAGACAUGAGAGAGAAGAGCGUGCGAAAAAAGAAGAAGAGGAGAAGCUCAAACGCGAGGAAGAGGAACGUAAAAAGAAAGAGGAGAGACUGAAGUUGAAGAAAGAGGAAGAAGAACAUAGAAAAGCUGAGGAAGCAGAACGAUUGAAGAAAAAACAAGAGAGAGAGGAACAAAAACGGGAGGAAGCUAAACGUCGAAGAGAAGAACAAGAGAAGCAAAUAAGACAGGAAACUGAAAAAGUGAGAAAAGCGGAGGAGGAACGACUAAGAAAAGAAGACGAAGCUCACGAACGUAGAAGAAUGGAACGUGAACAAAGAAGGCAGGAAGAGAUGGCCAAGUUACGCAGAGAAGAAGAAGAAAAAAUCAAAAGGGAGGAAGAACGCAAAAGAAAGAGAAAAGAGACGGAAAGGCAAUGGAAAGAAGAUGAGGAAGCUAUGAAAAAAAGAGAAACUGAACGUUUGGAAAGAAGAAGAGCUGAGGAGCGACAGAAACGAGAAGAAAUGGAACGUUUGCGACGAGAAGACGAAGAGAGGAGAGAUAGAAGGGAAGCUGACAGGCAAUUAAGAAGAGAAGAAGCAGCACGAACGAUGAAAGAGGAAGAAGAACGUUUAAGAAGGCGAUACGACGAAGAAGCAUCCAGACUUCGAAAACGAAGACAAGAACAGAUAAGAGACGACACUUGGUCACGAAUGCGACAAGGUGAAUCCGAUCAAUUGUUCCGAAAAAUGACGGAAGACGCGUUUAGAAUUGAAAAAACAAAAACCACUUCUUCCGAUAUGGAUCUUGUUUGGCGAGACAAACGAGACAAAUCUUAUCGAUAUGAUUCUGGUUUCGAUUCUGGACUUUCCAGCACUUCCAGAUCAUACAGUUGGAGAGAUUCUCUUACUUCUCUAACAAGGAAGAGGAUCGACGAUUUUCUCGAUUAUAAAUUGAGAGAUACUUCGAUCGACAGAUACUAUUUCGAUACAGGAACGUAUUACAGGAGAAGAAGAAAAAGGGACGAUCGAAUUACUCGAGCGAGAUCCAUCAGUUUGUUAAAGUACGAUGAUUAUUCGACGGGGGAUAGUGACGCGACUAUCACAGCUGUUAGUGUUAGCAAACCACCGAAAUAUGGCGGGAGACCAAAGAUGACAUCACGAACGGAUCUGGAUGGAUCGAAUCUUUCCAUAUAUUUACCUCCUAUUAAAGACAAGCUUGCUCCGCGCGAGAAAGGAAAGAAGCCGUCAUUCUGCACAAGAUUGACGAAUAGGACCGUAGGGGUUGGUAUGAAGACGAGAUUGACCUGCACUGUCCUUGGCCACCCGGAACCAAGGGUUUACUGGACGAAGGAUGGAGAGAAACUCGACAUAACCACGAACAAAUAUAAAACUCGAUUCGAUAACGGUAUGGCUUACUUUGAAUUGCACGAACCACUCCCCGAAGAUUCUGGAUUGUAUACCUGUGUUGCCGAGAAUGUUCAUGGAAUCGCAAGUACCGAAUCCGCGUUAAAAGUUUACCCCGAUUUCCAACCAACAUUGUCACCCCCUACUUUCACAAGAUCGAUCAGAGAUACCUAUCGACCAUCUGACAAUGAAUUGAUCCUGGAAUGUCGAGUUCGUGGCAACCCAGCACCCGUCAUCUCCUGGUUGAAAGACGGUUGCAUUCUUCGAGGCGAUCGUUACAAACAAAGUUAUCUGGACGAUGAUAUCUAUCGAUUAGAGAUUGCUGCGCCUAAAUCUACAGAUAAUGGUCGAUACACUUGCAGAGCUAUGAACGAUCUACGAACCGAAGAAAUAUCGCACGUUGUUCAAUUCAAUGAACGAGAUCGACGAAUCGUGGGUAAACACGAGAAAUUGUUCGACGAUUACUUCAGCCUUGAAACUUACAAAAGGCCAAAGUUCUCCAGUUAUUUGAGCGACUACAGUGUUCCCACUGGCGGCACCAUUGCCCUCCAAGUUGAGGUCAAAGGUGUACCGGCACCGGAAGUCAGAUGGUUCCGCGGCGAAAGGCGGGAGCCAGUCUCGAUCCCAAAAGCGAAGACAUUUACAGAAUCCGGUGUUCACACGUUGGUUCUACCCGAAGUCACUGAAUCGGAGAAAGGCACGUACAUCUGCAGAGCAAUUAACGCUUACGGCCACGUGGACAGCAUUGCCACGGUCGAAGUAAUUUCACCGAGUGCGAUCGAUGGCGGGAAACCGGCCAUGUGUUCUAGGCCCACGGAAAAAUCGAUCACGGUCAAUUCUGGGGAGGACGUGAGUGUCUCGUUCAGGGUCACCGGAAUUCCCAAACCUCGUGUUACAUGGAUGAAAGGAUUAAAAGACAUCACGGACGGUCUCCGAUCUCACAAGGAAACGAUCGACGAUUACGUGAGAUUAACACUGAAGAGAGUGGUAGCAACAGACGAAGGCACUUACUGUAUUCUUGUUAAAAACAGAUACGGUUGUGACAGAAGUUUCUUCUCGAUCAAGGUGAAACAACGUGCCAGGUCACUGACACCCGACUGGAGUUCUUUGAGCAGCCGCACCGAGACCGGAAGUUUUCUUGGUCUGUCCAGCGAGAGCCGUGACGAGGAACUCUCUUACGUGAAGAAUGUUCCAGGGCCAAUUACAAGCGAGCCGGUGGUGGUUGAUGGGGGAAAGAACUGGCUAUCCUUAAGUUGGGGAAAAGCUGAAAGAAGAGGACCAGCGCCUGUCAUUGCUUACAGAGUCGAUGCUUGGUUGUUGGGCAGCGAUGGUGGUGCACGAUGGGUCGAGCUGGGCAUGACACCGAUAAACGCGUUCGACGCGUUCAACUUGAAGCCUGGGGGCGAGUACAAGUUCCAAGUAACUCCAAGAAAUCGUUACGGAUGGGGGGAGUCUGUCACUAUGACGAACUCCGUCAAGGUCAGCGAGACCGUCGACCUUCCAGAGUUCACGAAGAUCCUUCCAGGUCAACUGAAAGUUCUCGAGGGUAGCGCAGUCAAAUUGGAGUGCGAGAUCCGUGGUGAUCCAAAGGUGGACAUAAAAUGGUACUACGAGUCGAUGGAAAUCGAUCCAGACGGCGACACGAGGUGGUCGAUCUCUCGUAGCGGAUCCAAAUGUUGCUUCACGAUUGAGAACGUUGAAGAGAAAGAUAGCGGGAGAUAUGUUUGCGAGGCGGGCAAUUCGGUCGGAAAGGUUUCGUCGUUCGCAAGAUUGCUCGUCGUCGAUGACCCAAAGAUCAUCGAGGCUGAUGAGAAAUUUAAAUCGAGAGCUUUAGGGGACGAGACGGAGGACAGGCCGCCCCAAUUCACAAUGAGAAUUCGGGACAGAAGAGUGCAAAUGUCCUACCCUGUGAGACUCACGUGUCAAGUGGCAGGACAUCCGGCUCCUGAGGUCACGUGGUACAAAGACAGCGCGGAGAUUCGACAAGACGAGCGCCACGUAUUCUGGAACAACGACUCGAAUUUCCACACGUUGGAAAUUAUUCACUCGAUGCUUGAGGACUCUGGUUGUUACACCGUGAUGGCGAAGAACGCGAGCGGCUCGGUGUCCUGCCGAUGCAUCCUGGUCGUGGACAAAGGAAUUCGCGCCUACAUAGCCCCGGAUUUCCUGUGCGGCUUGGAUCCGCUUUAUACUGUGAAAUUAGGGGAAGAUCUGCGGAUGACUGCUCAAGUUGAGGCGUAUCCCAGUGUCGGUAUCGUAUGGCAUCGAGACGGAAUUCGUUUGCGGCCAAGCAGAAGAGCAGUGAUGACCUUGAACCACGAUGGUACGGUCGAGCUGUCCUUGGGCAAGGUCACAGCAAGGGAUGCCGGUGUUUAUUGUUGCACAGCCACGAACGAGGUUGGAUGCGCCGAGACGUCGACACGGGUCGCCAUUAUUGGCGCCGAAUCGCAAAAUGAUGAGGUGUCCGUCGAUGGAGUGCCAACUUUGACGGUCAUAUCGACGCCAGACAUACCAUACUCGAAGGAGCCUCUGUUCGUCACGAAACCUCUAUCCACAGAGGCAAUCGAAGGAGACACCGUCAUCAUAUCCUGCGAGGUCGUCGGCGACCCCAAACCGGAAGUAAUAUGGCUGCGCGAUUUCCUCAGGGCCGAUUACUACAAGGACGCAGCCCACUUCCGGCUGGUCGGCGAAGGAUCUCACUACCGUCUGGAAAUACCGUACGCGAAACUCGACUUCACGGGGACGUAUUCCGUAAUAGCGCGGAACUGCCAUGGGGAGGCCAAAGCCGUGAUUUCUUUGCAGAUCUACGCGAAAGGCCAAGGCAAGGAGGAGAAAAUGAAGAAAUCAGAUGGGAUCACGCACGGGAACGUGCUCACUUUGCCUAUGGUCACGAGGGAGCUUCGAGAUCUGAGGUGUUGCGACGGCGACGCUGUCACCCUCGAGUGCAAGGUGCACGCUACGCCCGAGCCGCCACUGGUACGCUGGGAACGCGGAGGAAAGAUACUGCAAAUGAGCGGGGAUUUCUCGGCUGAGUUCGACGGUGAAACCGCACGUUUGUGCAUCCAGCAUGUUUAUCCGGAAGACGAGGGCGAGUACACCUGCGUGGCAUAUAACGACCUCGGCAAGGCAUUCACCUCGGCGUGCCUGAUAGUGGAUGUGCCCGAAGGGAAAGAGAAUGUUUUGAGCCAAAGAUUGACGAGACCCGCGGGUCUUCUCUCGGCAGGAUCGACACCCAGAUCGACACCACGAUCCACGCCGAUCAGGAGUUUGUCUCCGGCAGUUUCGCAUGGCCGAGAAUUAAGAUCCCCGCAGCUUCUUCCGCGAAGCACGUUGUCGAAGCGGCCAAAGAUCAGUCCGCCGAAAUUUUACGCGGUCCCCCACAACCGCGUGGUCGAGGAGGGUGAAACGGUGCGUUUCCAGUGCGCCGUGGUCGGCCACCCGACGCCCUGGGCCAAAUGGGACAAGAACGGGACAACGGUCACCCCAACCGCGAGGAUCUCGAUGAAGGAGAGGGACGACGUGAAGAUAUUGGAAAUCGUCGAGGUAACACUGGAGGACGCGGGACUUUACAGGGUGAUCGUGGAGAACGAUUACGGCCGUAUCGAAGCCAGCGCUCGUCUGGAAGUUAUAAAUCGUCAAUUACUUGGGUCGGUCGCUCGCACGAUCAGAAUAAGAAGUGCAUCGCCUAGAACGUAUCCAUCGUUCAGCCGCAGUCUCCUGGACACGAGCGGCAGAACGAACGGAAGGCUGCACCUCGAGUGCGGCAUCAGAGGGACGCCUAGCCCGACACCGACGUGGUUCAGGAAUGGACGGCCGUUGGAACGAUCGAGCCGAAUAAAAAGGUAUUUCGACGGGAAAACGGCAAAGAUCGAAAUAUCGAAAGUGAAGUCGAGCGACGCGGGUGAGUACACCUGCGUGGCAACGAACGUGCUUGGCUCUACGAGGAAUACUUGCCAGGUGACCGUCCUUAGCCCUUCCAAUCCAUCCACGAGUGACAAGGAUCAGCCGAGAUUUCUUCACCCACUCGCCGAGGAAUCGAUCGUCGUGGAAGGUCAUUGCUACGAGCUGCACACGAGACUCACGGGUACACCGCCCUUCUCGAUGAUUUGGUUGAAAGACGGUCGCGAGAUACUCGACAAUGAUGAGCACAAGUAUGUCGUGUACAGCGAUGGUGGUAUCGCUCUCAGAUUAUCCAACGUUUGUCCACAAGACGCUGGCGAAUACACUUGCCUCGUUCGUAAUAAUUUCGGGGAAGCAUCCAGCAAUGGCCUAUUUAUCGUUCAAGAUUACAAAGGUGUAGCGAAAUUGGCGCCACAGUUCACAAAGGCUCCAGUGUCGGUCGUCGCAUCGAAAGGAGACAUUGCUUGUUUCUGUGCCCGAGUGCAAUGCGGAAAACCAAUUGAGAUCACGUGGACGAUCAAUGGAAGGGACGUUAAAGAAAAUCCAAGGUGCAAGAUCGAAAAAGACGACAGCGUGAGUAUUCUCAGGAUACACGACGUGCAACAGCGAGACGUCGGCGAGAUACGGUGCACAGCAUCCGUGGCUGGUAAAGGGCCGUCGAUCAGUUGCUCGGCCGAGCUACGAUUGAAUCGAUCCACGAACGAAAAUCGAAACGAGAAGCCGCCUUUGGCUCCGCCCAGUUGCAAUCGCAGCAACUCCUUACGAAGGACGAGAAAAGACGCUCCUCUUGCGUCGCCUCAACGACGACGCAACGAGUCUCCGUUGCGAGCCAGGUCGUUACCUCGAGGAUCCACGCCGAGUCCUAUCCUGUCCCCUUUGCCUGUCAGGAGAAAUGUAUUACCACCGAGCCCGUUACUCGACAGAAAGUCGACCAAACUGCCCGAGAAAACUGGGAACAGGAAAGAUGUCAAUCUUAAAAAAUUCGCGCGUAAAACGACGCAACGAGUGCAACGAGGAAACCGGAUGAGCGGACGUCGUCGGACGAGGAGGAGACGUUCAUCAGGCAGAAACGAUCGAGGGAGACGAGAUUAUCGGAGAACGAGGAGGAAUUGGUGAACAUCGACGAUGACUUCAAACGUUUGCAAGACUGAUAAGAACGAGACGAGGCAAGAUAACGUUAAUAAGCACGAUAACACGCCGAUAAUAUGCGUGAAGCACGUACCGGAAGAGAUGGAGGAAAUGGAGGAGGAGGAGUGCUCGAUACAAAAGGAUGAUGAGAUAGUGAUGAAGGAGGAGGAGAAGAUUGUCGGCGGGGAGGAGGAGGAGGAGUUCGUUGCGGCUUGUAUCGUGAAGGUGCCCGCUGAUGUCACCGUUUUCAGAGGAAACAGGGUUGUCCUCAGGGUCACGUAUCGAGGUCAUCCGGAACCGGCGGUCAAAUGGCUUCGAGCGGGGCGAGAAUUAAUUCCAAACAAAAAGACUGCGAUCACGUAUGGCGGAGGUGUCUCUUGCUUGAUAUCCGACGAUGUGACGGCUGAUAAUGCCGGAAAAUACGAGGUGUCCGUGGAAAAUAAACUUGGGAAAGAUCGACGAUGUUUCAGCGUUGCCGUUGAAGGUCCACCCGACCCACCGGCAGGUAUUCCAAACAUAUGCUGCUCCACGGGUACAGCAACCAUCAAUUGGCGGUCGUCACCUUACGAUGGCGGUUGCACGGUCACCGGUUACACCGUGGAGAUGAAUCAUGCCGGUGAAAAUAGGUGGACAACGAUCGCGGAAUCCUGCCUCUCGCUCAGCAUCACCGUUCCUUCCGACACCGUGAUACCCGGUGAAAGAUAUCGUUUCCGCGUGAGAGCUGAAAAUAUCCACGGGGUUAGCGAACCCGGCGACGAAUCUCAAUUUGUUCGAAUCCCGAAAGAAGGUGAAAUGUGGCUGGAGGAGGAUGAAGAAGAGUUCGAUCCACCGUUCGAAGCUCGAAUAGUCGAAAUGGAGGAUGGGCAUUUGUUCAACGAUCGAUACGAGGUAUUGGAGGAAUUGGGUAAAGGCCGAUACGGAACCGUGAGGAGGAUAAUCGAAAAAUCGUCGGAUACGAAUUUCGCGGCGAAAUUCGUGAGAACGAUUAAAACGAAGGAUCGAGAGCAAGUUCGGGAAGAGAUCAGGAUCAUGAACAUGCUGCGGCAUCCGAAACUUCUCCUGCUGGCUGCCGCUUUCGAGAGCCCUCGAGAGAUCGUGAUGGUCACGGAAUAUAUUUCCGGUGGCGAACUUUUCGAGAGGGUGGUCGCCGAUGACUUCACCUUGACUGAAAGGGACAGCAUACUGUUCAUGAGACAAAUCUGCGAGGGUGUGGAGUACAUGCAUCAGAACAAAGUGGUGCACUUGGAUCUGAAGCCAGAAAACAUAAUGUGCAGGACACGAACGUCCCAUCAAAUCAAGCUGAUCGAUUUUGGCCUGGCGCAGACACUGAAACCCGACACGCCGAUCAGAGUUCUCUUCGGCACCCCGGAGUUCAUUCCGCCUGAAAUUAUAAAUUACGAGCCGAUAGGCACCGAGUCGGACAUGUGGAGCGUCGGUGUCAUCUGUUACGUCCUAUUAACCGGUUUGUCCCCGUUCAUGGGCGACAACGACGCCGAAACCUUCGCCAACAUCACUCGAGCCGACUACGACCUGGAGGAUGAGGCCUUCGAUGCGAUCUCGAACGACGCUAAGGACUUCAUCAGCGGUUUGCUUGUCAAGCGAAAGGAAUCGCGAAUGUCGGCUAGACAGUGUUUAGAGCACUCUUGGAUGGCGCAACACGCGGAAGCAAUGAGUAGGAUAGCCUUGCCGACUGAGAAGCUGAAAAAAUUCAUCGUGCGAAGAAAAUGGCAGAAAACGGGAAACGCCAUUCGUGCACUCGGAAGGAUGGCAAUCCUUUCGGCGAACAGCAGACGGGGUCCAACCACGAUAGAAUCCUCGCCAACCCCCACCUCUGCCGACCCCCCUCGAACGAUCGAUUUCGAGGGAUCGGCCGGCGACGGGUCGAGAUCGUCGUGCAACUCGACAGCGGAAGGGGGGGACGGCAGAGGCGUGCCGAAGAACGUGUACUCCUUCUGUUACAAAACCGAGAUGAGCAUCUUGCCCGAAGAAACCGUACACUCCUCUCUGGAAGGGAGGACGAGCAAGGACGCCGCCCCCUCGUUGAAAAACGAACCGAGGGAUCGCGACGACGGUGUAUCGUGUUCCCCGGGAAAAGAAUCCGGUGAAAUAAUCCGGGGGGGAACUGAUACUCUCGAGGAGAUGCAGAGCGUGGUCCAGACAGAAGAGUCUCGGUCAGAAGAAUCGGCGCGUUCUAUGGAGAGGAUCGAGGAGGAAACGGUGGCGCGGAUCGUGGAGGAGCGCGUAUCGCCGAUAAAGGAGGAGACGAUCUCAUCGAUCGAGAGGAAUUUGAUCGAUUUUGACGGCGACCCGACGACGAGAUCGUCGGCCAACGUCGAGGGGAUCGAUUUCUCGCGAAUGAGAUCGGCGGCGUGGAGCGUCGAGGAGGAGGGGGAGGAGGAGAAGGGGGACAUCGUGACGGAGAUCGAGAAGGAAUUGAAGGAGAAGAUGGAUCAGGAGGGGGGCACGCAGAAGCCUCGCCGGGUUUUCAGGGGCGACUCGCGCGACUCCGGGAUCGGUGACUGCGCCUCGAACUUGUCCACGUCCUCCCAACAGGUGAACGAGUUGGGUAUAUCGGCGAUCAAGGAGGAGGAGGCGGCUGACAACGAGAGUAACAACAACAAUAAUAAUAAUAAGGGCUUGUUGGAAAAGUUGGGACAGUUCGAGGAUCGCGGAACGUUGCUCGACGACGAUAUCGGGGAAAUAUCGGCGAACGUGGGAGGCAUAAAAGUUUCGGAUCCAAAGAGACAUACCAAAAAAGGGAGUAUCGAGGUAGCUACGCUGGGCGGUGUGAAUAAAGCUUCGCGUGAAAUUAAUCGGCAGCAUGAAGUGUCCAGCGAGAUUGAGGACCCGAGGUUAUUAAUCGGGAGAAUUCGUAGCAAAUUCGUCCCGACCGGAAACGUGAGUCGUACCGCGAAAUUAUUCGAGAAAGAGGCGGCGGCGGCGGCGGCGGCGACGACGGUGGCGACAUCCAAGUCAUCCGGCACAAACGUUCCACAAAUGUCGGAACGCGUUUAUCCCUCGAUCGCCACGGCAGCGAAGAAACCGAAUAACGAAAGGAUACAAAAGGCCUUCGCCUUUUGGAAUAAGUAGAUCGUGGAUUAAGAAAAAAAAAAAAAAGAAAGAAUCGAAAAUAUUCUUGGCGAAUAAAAAUAAUUCGGGAAUAUUGAAAAUCGUUCGACUGAAAGCUCUACGCGGUACCUUAUGACUUAUUACACUUGAAAGUGUAAUUUUCUAGUUUUUUUCUUAAGGGAAAUAUAGUAUAUACGUAAUAAA